UGCUUUCUGCCCCUCUUAACGCGCCAGUUUUCCCCCCUUUCCUGUUCCUGCGUCGGAGGAGGAGUUCUGCGGAUGGUGAUCGGUGUCGUCUCGGCUGGAGAAAACACCGUCUCGUCGGAGACAUUGGAGCGCCGGCAACUGUGAGGUUAUCUCUUUCAGACAACAGUUGCGUUCUUUAGGUGAAAUCUGUCGACGUCCUCUUCUCCUUCUUCCUCUUUUUGCUCAUCGUCCUCGGAGGCCGUCCCGUUUGUCUCCUCGAGUGGGGCGGUGAUGAAGAACACUCCGGCGAGGGCGCGACUGAGGGUGACGGCGGCAAAGCGGAAGCCACCGAGUGUCUUCGAGAACUCUGUAAAGAAACUCCAGCACAGAGAGAUCGGUUGCUUCAGAAGCAUCGGCAGCAGCCUCUCAAACGCCCAGGAGAAGUUUCGGAACUUCCAGCUCCAGGAAGAAUUUGAUACUUUUGAUCCAAAAGCUCAUUAUUUCCUGAAGUUACAGUUCCUUAAGAAGCGUUCAAAAAUCAUUGAGAUUAUUGCUGCAAGGGAUGUCAUAUUCGCUCUUGCUCAGUCUGGACUUUGUGCUGCAUUCAGUCGGACUACAAAUGAACGGAUAUGCUUCUUGAAUAUCAGCCCUGAUGAAGUGAUCCGAAGUCUCUUCUAUAACAAAAAUAACGACUCGAUAAUUACUGUAUCAGUUUAUGCUUCAGAUUGUUUUAGUUCCUUGAAGUGCAGAACCACCCCUAUAGAGUAUAUAAGAAGAAAUCAGUUAGACGCUGGAUAUGCCCUUUUUGAAUCAGAAUCUCUCAAGUGGCCUGGUUUUGUGGAGUUUGAUGAUGUGAAUGGAAAAGUUCUGACUUAUUCAGCCCAGGAUGGGAUAUACAAAGUAUUUGAUUUGAAGAACUAUUCAUUUCUCUACUCAAUACCUGACAAAGAUAUUCAGGAAAUCAAAAUCAGUCCAGGUAUCAUGCUUCUCAUAUUCAACAGAGCCCCUGGUCACGUUCCUCUUAAGAUACUCUCUAUUGAAGAUGGAACAGUGUUAAAAUCUUUCAAUCAUUUGUUACACCGAAACAAGAAGAUAGAUUUCAUUGAGCAGUUUAAUGAGAAGCUCCUAGUCAAGCAAGAAAAUGAGAACUUGCAGAUUCUUGAUGUAAGAGAUUCAAAGAUAAUAGAAGUUAGCCGGACAGAGUUUAUGAUCCCUUCAGCAUUUAUUUUCCUCUAUGAGAAUCACCUUUUCUUAACAUUCCGGAACCAAACAGUUGCUGUGUGGAACUUCAGAGGAGAGCUUGUCACUUCUUUUGAGGACCACCUGUUGUGGCACCCAGAUUGCAAUACAAAUAACAUCUAUAUCACAAUUGAUCAGGAACUAAUAAUUUCCUACUGUAAAUCAGAGGAAACUCAAGAGGAUGGACAAGUGGAUAUAGUUGGUUCAAUCAACAUGAGUAACAUAAUGACGGGAAAGUGCAUUGCAAAGAUCAGUGCAGGUGAUCCUGGGCUGAAGAUUAGCCCUAGAGGAAAAUGUGGUCGCUCCUAUGUCCGCUGCACUGUCCGUGAAGCACUUGAGGAUGUAACUGCACUUUUCUAUGAUGAAGAUCGGAAUGAGAUAUACACCGGUAACAAGCAAGGAAUGAUCCAUGUGUGGUCCAAUUAGCACUUCUGCAAGAUGGAUGCGUGUGGACUUCUAUUUACCAUCAGUGUGUAAACAUGGUGCUGUGAGUACAAUGAAGGAACCGCUUGCAGUGUUAACCAUUAUCUCCUGUAAGUCCUGUAACAGAAAAGUAUUUUAUGCAGGCCAUGAAAUCAUUGACCUGCAUGCAGAUGCAUAUAUCAAUCUACCUUUUCCUUUUUUCUCUCUCA
Messenger RNA from Nymphaea colorata (pocket water lily), 1850 nucleotides. RefSeq lists its product as uncharacterized. The transcript has 8 exons. The record is from RefSeq and is a predicted model, not a curated record. Gene Ontology annotation, molecular function: protein binding. Lineage: Eukaryota; Viridiplantae; Streptophyta; Magnoliopsida; Nymphaeales; Nymphaeaceae. The coding region runs from base 271 to 1644 and encodes 457 amino acids.